Sapajus apella (tufted capuchin) is the source of this 393-nucleotide messenger RNA. RefSeq names its product class I histocompatibility antigen, Gogo-C*0203 alpha chain-like. Gene Ontology annotation, cellular component: external side of plasma membrane. The record is from RefSeq and is a predicted model, not a curated record. The annotation marks the transcript as partial. Gene Ontology annotation, biological process: antigen processing and presentation of endogenous peptide antigen via MHC class I via ER pathway, TAP-independent; antigen processing and presentation of endogenous peptide antigen via MHC class Ib; positive regulation of T cell mediated cytotoxicity. Lineage: Eukaryota; Metazoa; Chordata; Mammalia; Primates; Cebidae. Gene Ontology annotation, molecular function: peptide antigen binding; signaling receptor binding. The transcript has 2 exons.
AUGUUGAAGGACACCGCACAGAGUUUCCGAGUGAAUCUGCGGAACCUGCGCGGCUGCUACAACCAGAGCGAGGUGGGCGGGGUGACCCCGGGGGCGGGGACAGGGUCCCACCCUCUCCAGGAGAGGUAUUGCGACCUGGGGCCCGAAGGGCGCCUUCUCCACGGGUAUCAUCAGUUCGCCUACCACGGCAAGGAUUACCUCGCCCUGAACAAGGACCUGCGCUCCUGGACCACCGCGGACCUGGGGGCUCAGAUCACCCAGCGCAAGUGGGAGGCGGACAAUGUGGCGGAGAAGAUGAGCGCCUACCUGGAGGGCGGGUGCCUGGAGUGGAUCCGCAGACACCAGGAGAACGGGAAGGAGACACUGGAGCGCGCGGGUACCAGGGGCAACGGG